AUGAUGUUUGAAAACAGUGAAGGUAAUGAUAAAAAAAAAAGGAAAUUAUAUGAAGACACAUCUUGUUACGAAUAUAAUAAAAAAUAUUCAAAUUAUUUAAACCCAUUUAAUAAUAAUGAUCAAAUAAAUAAUUAUAGUAAUUUCUACUUUAAUGAAAAUGCAAGUAAUAUUUAUAGACAAAAUAAUGCUAUCUCUAAUUUUUUAAACUUAAAUAAUGACAAUAUUCAGUUUGAUAAAAAUUUAUUAAUUAAUAGCAUUGAUAUAAUUUUGAAUUUUAUCAACUAUAACAAUUUAAAUGAUACAGUAAAGCAUGAAAUACUCCAUGAAAAUCUCUUAAAUUUGCGUUUUCACAUUAUGAGUUUAAAUGACGAUAAAUUUAAUCAAAAAAAAAUAACUGAAUAUUUUUCAAAAAUAUAG
Messenger RNA from Plasmodium gallinaceum, 417 nucleotides. RefSeq names its product conserved Plasmodium protein, unknown function. Bases 1 to 417 code for a protein of 138 amino acids. The record is from RefSeq and is a predicted model, not a curated record. NCBI's taxonomy places the organism in Eukaryota, Apicomplexa, Aconoidasida, Haemosporida, Plasmodiidae. The transcript has a single exon.